This is a messenger RNA of Chenopodium quinoa (quinoa), 1157 nucleotides long. Its product is annotated as pathogenesis-related protein PR-1 type-like. Lineage: Eukaryota; Viridiplantae; Streptophyta; Magnoliopsida; Caryophyllales; Amaranthaceae. Bases 482 to 973 code for a protein of 163 amino acids. The transcript has a single exon. The record is from RefSeq and is a predicted model, not a curated record. Gene Ontology annotation, cellular component: extracellular region.
ACAAAAUUCUAUUCAUAAUUUAGCAAGUUUUUUUUAGCAACAAAUUAAAUUGCAAAUUGUGAUAUUUUUAACUUCAAUAUCUAUGAACUUUGAAAUAUUUAUUUAAGGUGUAAUCUGUCGAAUUUCUACAUUCUAAUUUCCAAUACAUUUUAUUUUCAACCAAAGAAGCAUUCAAUAAAAAUUGGAUAUAAAUAGAAUAUAAUAUGACCCGUUAUUGAUUGGUUAAAAGAAUAGCACACCUAAUUUCUAUUAGAUACUAAAUUUCACAUUCCAUAAAAAAUAAAAAAUAAAUAAAAAAAUAAAAAGCCAAUGGACCAUACAUCCAAAAUUUCACAAGACCCUAUGUUUAAGCACCAUCAUUAUUAUUUUUAACAAAAAAACUAACACAAAACCACCUAUAUAUACAUAAUUCCCCAAAACUUUUUUUUUUUCAUAUAUUUCAUUUCCCCACUCUCCUAGGUUUCAAACUCACCCCAAAACAAUGGCUAUUUCAAAUCUUUCCUUAGCCAUUGUUUUGGUAACUGGGCUAACCAUGGCUCAUAUAUGUUUGGCCACAUCCUUAUUUGAUUGGAAACUUCAAUAUCUUGCACCAACCAAUGCAGCUCGUCUUGCAGCAUUGCAACCCCCUUUAGUUUGGAACGAAACUCUUGCAACCUUUGCUAGAUCUUAUGCUAAAGAAAGGGCCGUAGAUUGCAAAUUGCAACACUCAAAUAAUCCAAUAUAUGGUGAGAACAUUGCAAUGAGUCCUGGUGAAUUAAGCCCAAGUGAAGCCGUGGAUUUGUGGGCCGGUGAAAAGCCUAAUUAUGAUUAUGGUUCUAAUAAUUGCAAAGAAAUGUGUGGGCAUUACACACAAAUUGUUUGGAAAGAUACACAAAGUGUUGGAUGCGCCAAAGAAAGGUGUCAAAAUGGAGGCACUUUUAUUACUUGCAAUUAUUAUCCACCUGGAAAUGUUAUAGGAGAAAGACCUUUUUAAACAUUUGUUGGUAGGAAUAUUCUAUGUGUUAGGGCCAUUUUUUUUGUAUAAUUCUUCAAAUUGGUUAAACAUUUUUGUAUACAUGAAUAUAAGUGAUACGUGUAAUGUAUUGACACAACAUUUCAUAUUCAGCCUUGCUUUUGAGGCGAAAAUAUGCAACAACUUAACUUAUUUUUUGUUACAA